CGCCGUCAAAAUCAUGGCAUAAACCCUUUUAGAACCCCAUCGUUUUAAUUAUCCAAAUUCUGAAACCCUCGACUUCACGACCAUGGCUCUCUCUAAACCCAUCUUCUUCAGCCUAGCCAAACCUCAUCGUCUCUCUUAUGUAUACCUACGCUUCCUCUCCUUUUCCUCUCCCGAAGAAGCUGCCGCAGAACGACGCCGUCGCAAACGCCAGCUCCGCAUCGAACCUCCUCUCUCUGCUCUUAAUCGCUCUCAGCCCCAACAAGCCAAGCCUCAAUCCCAAUCUCCACCUUAUUACCUCAACCCUGGCAAUCCUAAGCUCCCUGAACAUGUUUCUGCCCUCACUGGUAAUCGCCUCAACCUCCAUAAUCGCAUCCUCACACUCAUUCGCGAAAAUGACCUCGAAGAAGCUUCUCUCUAUACUCGCCAUUCCAUUUACUCUAAUUGCCGGCCCACCAUUUUUACCAUCAAUGCCGUGCUCACUGCUCUUCUUCGACAGUCUAAAUACUCUGAUCUUCUGUCUCUCCAUCGUUUCAUCACCCAAGCUGGUGUUGUUCCCAAUAUCAUAACUCACAAUCUCAUUUUUCAGACGUAUCUUGAUUGCCGAAAACCCGAUACGGCGUUGGAGCAUUACAAGCAAUUUGUCAAUGACGCCCCCAUGAACCCAUCGCCUACUACAUAUCGGAUUCUAAUUAAAGGUUUGGUGGAUAACAAUAAGCUGGACCGAGCUAUGGAGAUUAAAGAGGAAAUGGACGCCAGAGGGUUUGCGCCGGACCCAACUGUGUAUCACUAUUUGAUGUUGGGUCAUGCCAGGAAUUCGGACCCUGAUGGUGUGUUUAAGCUUUACGAAGAUUUGAAAGGAAAAUUGGGAGGGGUUUUGGAAGAUGGGAUUGUGUAUGGGAGCUUAAUGAAGGGUUAUUUCCUGAGGGGAAUGGAUAAGGAGGCUAUGGAAUGUUACGAGGAGGCUGUUGGAGAGAAUUCCAAGGUGAAGAUGAGUGCUGUUGCAUAUAAUUCGGUGUUGGAUGCACUGAGCAAGAACGGAAAGUUUGAUGAGGCGUUGAAGUUGUUUGGUAGGAUGACAAGGGAGCACAAUCCUCCAAGGCGGUUGGCAGUUAAUUUGGGAAGCUUCAAUGUGAUGGUUGAUGGGUAUUGUGGACAAGGAAGAUUCAAGGAGGCAAUAGAAGUAUUUAGAAAAAUGGGUGAAUAUAGGUGCAGCCCAGACACGUUGUCUUUCAAUAAUUUGAUUGAACAAUUAUGCAAUAAUGGAAUGCUUGUGGAAGCUGAGGAGAUUUACAGAGAAAUGGAGAGCAAGGGUGUGAACCCAGAUGAGUACACUUAUGGCUUAUUGAUGGAUACUUGCUUCAAAGAGGAUAGGCCUGACGAUGCAGCAGCAUAUUUUAAAAAAAUGGUUGAAUCUGGCCUGAGACCAAACCUGGCAGUUUACAAUAGGUUGGUUGAUGGCUUGGUUAAAGUUGGAAAGAUUGAUGAGGCGAAGUCUUUCUUUGAUCUGAUGGUCAAGAAGCUCAAAAUGGAUGUUUCAAGUUAUCAGUUUAUGAUGAACGUGCUCAGCAAUGCAGGAAGAUUGGACGAGGUUCUUGGCAUAGUGGAUACCUUGUUGGAUGACAAUGGAGUUGAUUUUGAUGAGGAUUUCCAGGAGUUUGUUAAGUCAGAGUUGAGAAAAGAAGGCAGAGAGGAUGAGUUAACCAAGCUGAUGGAGGAGAAGGAAAGGAAGAAGGCUGAAGCCAAGGCCAAGGAGGCUGAGGCAGCUGAAGCCGCAAAAAGAAGUGCAAGAGCUGCAGUGGCUUCUUUGCUUCCGUCAAAGUUGUUUGGUAAUAAGGAAACAGAUUCAGAAUCUCAACCUGAAGGUGAAGUUCAAGCUUCUAAGGAAGAGAGCACUGCUGGGACUGUUACUGAAUCAGAGUCGGCAGAGACAACAGCCGAAGCUAAGAAUUUAGGUGAUGCAGAGGAUAAAGGUGACCGUGAAGGUGCUUAGGUAUCGGCUUGAGUGAACAACUUAGAUACUUGGAUGAGAUUCAUUAAUUUCUUUAUAGUUAUUAAUUGCUAAGUAAGCCACAAGCUUUAUUCUAUGCAUUGCCAAAGUGGGAACUCUUACUGUGUGACGUGAUAUGUUCGAGCAUAGGGAUUAAAAUGAUGUGUUCUUGAAGUUAUCGUGAUUAUCAUGUUCAGUAAGGGUGUUCACAGGACAAGACCAGAACAGCCUCGUCCUGUGAAGGGACAUGGUUCAGCUUUUCCAGACCAUGUCUCCCCUGCCUAUAUCUGUACCCGAAUAUACAGCCAUCAAACGUGUGUGUAUGCUUCUAUGAUUGAAUGAUAUAGUAUUUUCAACCUCUAUCUUGCCUUGCUAUUCUUCUCUCUUCUUAUAACCCUCCGCUCCUCUUAUUCUAUCUUGUCUUUCUUUCUCUUCCCCUUUCUAUACCUUCUCAAAUACUAGGUAUAACAUUUUUUUAUCCAAAAAUGGUAACAAAUAACUCUACCAAAAUAUGAUCCCUUCCGCAAUUAACAAAAGAGAGACUUCUUUUCCUCUAUUAGACAAAGGUAUUAUUACGUUAGACAAAGAGAAUUUUCCAGUCGAUAUGAAAAAAUUUCCCACAUGAUGACCAUUCUCCCAGGGAAAAUAGUGAAAGCUAUAGGAUGGCCAAAAAAGACGCUGCCACCAAGAAUAAAGAGCCUUCACAAAUAUCUCAAAUUGCAUAAAGGAUGAAUGUUAUUGCAACUGUUCUUAGCAAAUGAAAUUAAGUAUUUAAAGCAGACAUGCCCUGCAAAUUUCGAAGUAAGAAACUCUUAAACUGAUUCGAGAUUGAGGAUGUCAUGAAGAGAAGAUUCUUGACAUUUAUUGUUUUCUCAUGAAUGAUGUGGCCAAACUCAAGAUAGUUAUUCAAUGUUCACUUUGUUGUUGUGUAAGCAAGUGAUUAUGAAGAUGGUUUUCGAUUCUAAUAUUAGAAUUUUGUUGCUUAGGAGGAGAACUGGAUGGCACUGUGUCUCUUUUGAUUGUGGUAUUUGACGUUUGUUUAGUGCCAUGCUUAAUGAUAUUUUGUAAGUAUAAUUAUAAUUAUUGGAUAUUAGCCAUCAAUUAUACUUAAAAAAUUUAAAUAAUUAUAAUUUU
Neltuma alba is the source of this 3121-nucleotide messenger RNA. Its product is annotated as pentatricopeptide repeat-containing protein At3g49240, mitochondrial. Gene Ontology annotation, molecular function: protein binding. The transcript is spliced from 2 exons. NCBI's taxonomy places the organism in Eukaryota, Viridiplantae, Streptophyta, Magnoliopsida, Fabales, Fabaceae. The record is from RefSeq and is a predicted model, not a curated record. The coding region runs from base 83 to 1990 and encodes 635 amino acids.